Messenger RNA from Arabis nemorensis, 1011 nucleotides. NCBI's taxonomy places the organism in Eukaryota, Viridiplantae, Streptophyta, Magnoliopsida, Brassicales, Brassicaceae. The record is from the annotation of a GenBank genome assembly.
AUGUCUUGGUUACCUGUAGAAUCUGAUCCUGGUGUUUUCACUGAGAUUAUACAACAAAUGCAAGUGAAAGGUGUGCAGGUUGAGGAAUUGUAUUCCUUGGACCUUGAUUCUCUGAAUGAAAUCAGACCUGUAUAUGGAUUGAUAUUGCUUUACAAGUGGCGUCCAGAGGAAAAGGAGAAUCGUGUUGUAAUCACGGAACCAAACCCGAAUUUCUUCUUUGCAAACCAGAUAAUCAACAAUGCUUGUGCGACCCAAGCGAUAUUAUCUGUCCUCAUGAACUCUUCGGCAAUCGAAAUUGGCUCGGAACUAUCAGAACUGAAAGAAUUCGCCAAAGACUUCCCACCUGAACUGAAAGGUUUAGCCAUCAACAACAACGAAGCAAUACGCGCAGCUCACAACACAUUUGCCAGGUCAGACACAUCUUCCACCACAGAAGAAGAAGAAUUAGUUGCUGCGAAAAACGAAGACAGCGAUGAUGAUGUGUACCAUUACAUCAGCUACUUACCUGUCGAUGGUAUCUUAUAUGAGCUCGAUGGUCUUAAAGAAGGACCCAUUAGUCUUGGGCAGUGUCUUGGUGAGCCAGGGGGAAUCGAAUGGCUCAAAAUGGUCCAACCUGUGGUACAAGAGCGGAUUGACCGGUAUUCACAGAACGAGAUUCGGUUUAGUCUCUUAGCUUUGGUUAAGAACAGAAAAGAGAUGUAUCAAGCUGAACUGAAAGAGUACCAAAUGAAGCGAGAGAGGAUUUUGCAGCAGGUAGGUAGUUUGCAAGCUGAUAAAUACGCCGAGAAAAGCAGUUACGAGGCUCUGGAUAAAUCUCUUUCGGAAGUCAAUAUUGGGAUCGAGACUGUUUCGCAGAAGAUUGUAAUGGAGGAAGAGAAGUCUAAGAAUUGGAAGAAAGAGAACAUCAGAAGGAAACAUAACUAUGUCCCUUUCCUCUUCAAUUUCCUCAAGAUUCUUGCAGACAAGAAGAAGCUGAGGCCUCUCAUUGACAAGGCUAAACGUAAUACCUAA